AGGGGUAUGAGUGAGAGGGAUGGGUUAGAGAUGGAGUCAGGUGGAUGACGGUCGGGUGGGUGGCAGGAUAGACUCACAAAAAUCUAGAAGAGAGAAUGAGGCCUCAACAACAGAAGGGCUGAAAAGGAGGCAGCACAUUUGAGGAGUGUUUAGGAGGUAAAUGAAGCAGGAGUUGGUGACUGACGGUAUUGAAGAGAAGGAAAUUGGGAAGAAUGAUCCCAAGGCUUUAAAAGAAUCAAUGCGGCAGCUCUCUCUUUUUGGCCUGUAGAUUCCUCAGGUCCAAAGGCACAGAAAUGGCCACUGGACUCCUCUGCGGCUCCACAGUUCAUUCAGGACUUACGGCGACCCUCAUAGGUAUCCUGUCCUGUGACACGCUCCCUUUGCUGAAGGGGCGCAGGUCUGGUCUCGGAGACAGACACAGUGUGAUCACUGCAGCCAUCACAUAAAGGAUGCCCUGGGGCCGAGGAGGAGUCUUUACGCGGAGACACAGAAGUGCGGUCUCCCAUAAGAACAGGUGUUUGCCAGCGUGGUAUGAGCUCGCUCCCGCGUCCCUGCACCCCAUCCCGGGCACCACAAGUUGCUCCUCGGCCGCCCCUUCCCGCGCGUGGUACGGCCCGGCGGGCGCGCAUCCAGGCACAGGUUAUAAAGGCCCGGGUGCGGCAGCCGACUGCGGACUCAAGAUGCGCGCAAAAGAGUCUGGGCGGGAUUCCGCCCGGGACCGGCCAAGACCCGCGGAUCCGGCAGCAGUCACCCCUGCUCCUCCGUCCGCAGCCAGUCCCGCUCCAGAGCCCUCCGCCGGGCUUGAACCUGCCCCUGUGCAGGCACCGGCGGCAGGACAGCGAGCAGGAUCCAGAUCCGCAACCUUCUCGGGACCCUCCACGGGAGCUCGCCCGACCUCCGAGGCUGGAUCAGAGGCAGGAGCCCAGCGCGCGUCCGCAUUCUCGGCCGUCCAGCGGAAUGCCCAGUCGGUGCCCAAUUCGGACGCGCCGUGGACUCGCUUCAUAGUCCAAGGGCCUUUUGGUCCCCGGGCCACUGGCCUGGGGACUGGAAAGGCGGCGGGCAUCUGGAAGACGCCGGCUGCCUACAUCGGCCGGCGGCCUGGGGUGUCCGGCCCCGAGCGCGCUGCCUUCAUUCGGCAGCUGGAGGAAGUGCUGUGUCCUGACCUACCCCCUCCGGUCAAGAAGAUCACCCAAGAAGAUGUCGAAGCGAUGUUAAGUUUGCUAGAGGAGAGAGAGCGGGACCUGAACACGGCAGCUCGCAUUGGCCAGUCCCUGGUGAAACAGAACAGUGUUCUGAUGGAGGAGAACAGCAAGCUGGAAGCCAUGCUGGGCUCGGCCAGGGAGGAGAUUUUACAUCUCAGACACCAGGUGAGCCUGCGGGAUGACCUCCUUCAGCUUUACUCAGACUCUGAUGAAGAGGAGGAGGAGGAAGAGGAUGAAGUUGAAGAGGAGGAAGAGGAAGAGGGGGAGGAAGAAGAUCAGAGGCAUGAUCAUCCCUAUGAAGCGUCAGAGCUGACCCCUCUGACAGAGUGGGAGUCGCACCACUGCCCGCAGCUGGAGGUGCUACAGGAGCAGCUGCGGCUGCUGGAGGAGGAGAACGAGCAGCUGCGAGAGGAGGUCUCUCAAUUCGACGACCUUGAGGAAGAGGAGCAGAUGUUCAUCCUGGACUGUGUGGAGCAGUUUUCGGAGGCCAGCCAGCAGUUGGCCGAGCUGUCGGAGGUGCUGGCGCUCAGGAUGGAGAACUAUGAACAGCAGCAGAGAGAGGUCUCCCAGCUGCGGGCCCAGAUCCUGAAGCUGCAGCAGUGCUGCCAGUCGUAUGGGGCUGAGACUGAGAAGUUGCAGCAGCAGCUGGCUUCGGAGAAAGAAAUCCAGAUGCAGCUCCAGGACGAGCUGCAGGACCUGCGGGAGAAGUACUCGGAGUGUGGGGGCAUGCUGAUUGAGGCCCAGGAGGAGGUGAAGACCCUCCGCCAGCAAGCCCCAGCGUCCACGGGCUCUGUCACCCACUACACAUACACUGUACCUCUGGAGGCACUUCCUAAUUUCCAGGAGACCCUGACUGAGGAGCUCAGAAUGUCUAUAAGGAGGAUUAUCUCAGACCCUGUGUGUUUUAUGGAAAGGAAUUAUGAAGUCACUCCAGAGGAGAUGUCAGACCUGGGAUAUGAGCUGCGCUACAGUGAGGAGCGAGAGCAGGAGCAGGGGCUCGAGGCCGAGGAGGGGCUGAUGUCCGCUGAGGAUUUCGUGCCUGUGGAGGAGUUGGUGCGGGAGGAGGAACCGGGGGCCACGGAAGAGGCAGUGCCAGCUGAGGAGGGAGUGACGGAAGAGGCAGAGCUGGUGUCCGAGGAGGCCGAGGCCUGGGAGGAGGUGGAGCCAGAACUGGAUGAGGAAACGCGGAUGAACGUGGUGACCUCAGCCCUGGAAGCCAGCGGCUUGGGCCCCUCACACCUGGACAUGAAAUACGUCCUCCAGCAACUAGCCAACUGGCAGGACGCCCAUUACAGGCGGCAGCUGAGGCAGAAGAUGCUCCAGAAAGGCUUUGCUGUUUCCCAGCAGCCUGCGGAGGCCUCACAGACAGCCUGAGGCCCCUCCUUCCGCUGCCUGGCCAAGCCCCACCCUCCCCAGACCCGCCUUCCCUUGCUGUGAAACGGGGACCCCCGGUCUGUCACCAGCCCACCCUCCGUCCUGAUGAACCUGGGCCAGAACCUGAGGGCCCAAGCCUCGACCCUCUUCUGGGACAGGCUGAAGGAACCCUGGCCCUUGUUCUGCAGCUGGUGCAAGAGCUGUGGCUGCUGGGCCUGGAGCACGUGGUGGCCCAGGGGGCGUAAGCGGCCCAUGGGGAGGCCCACCAGCGACCAGACCCAGCUCUGAGCUGGGAGCAGGGCUCUGGCCCUGGGUGUAGGAAGUAGUUCUGAGCAGCCCUCUAACUAUAUGCCCCUCACCCCUUGACCCCCAAAUUAAUGGUGGCUCCCCAGUCCUUGGUGACUUUUAGGGACCUGGUCAUCUUUCCCCACUCUUGGCCCUUUCUUCUCAGUCCCUAAUUACUGUACGGUGUGUAACCGGAAGCAAGCGUCUGUGUGGGCCGGGACUCCCUCUGCCCUGUGGAGGGCCUCCCUUCCCCGCCUCUCCGCCUGUGGCCUGUGCGUGUGCAGGCUCCCUCCCAAGGCUCUGUCACUCCCCCCACGCCCUCUCCUCAGUGCCUCUGGCUUCCUCGUUCUAGAUGUUUUGCCGUUUCCCACCCUUUACUCAUAAACAGCUGGAGUCGGGGGCUCGGGACCCCCAUAGGUAUCUGCCCUGCUCCCCACAGUGCUUCUCGCGCUCCUGUUGCUUGUAAGCCCAUGUACGUGCCGGUGCAG
Messenger RNA from Hippopotamus amphibius kiboko, 3349 nucleotides. RefSeq names its product huntingtin associated protein 1 (gene HAP1). Gene Ontology annotation, cellular component: dendrite. The record is from RefSeq and is a predicted model, not a curated record. NCBI's taxonomy places the organism in Eukaryota, Metazoa, Chordata, Mammalia, Artiodactyla, Hippopotamidae. Gene Ontology annotation, biological process: anterograde axonal transport of mitochondrion; neurogenesis; neurotrophin TRK receptor signaling pathway. Gene Ontology annotation, molecular function: signaling receptor binding. The transcript has 14 exons. The coding region runs from base 450 to 2576 and encodes 708 amino acids.